AUGUCGGACAGCAGCAAACUCAUCGUCAUCUUGGGAAGCGGGCCCGGUAUUGGGGCCUCGACCGGGGCGCUCUUUGCGUCCAUGGGGUUUGAUGUCGCGUUGCUCUCUCGGAAUGUCGAGCGUCUGGGUCAAGAUGCUGCCAGAGUGCAAGCAGCAAAUCCCCGUGUCAAAGUCAAGGCAUUCCCCGUGGACGUUGGAGAUCACAACGCCCUGGCAUUAGCGCUUGGCAAAGUCGUUACAGAGCUCGGGGCCCCAGAAGUGGUAUAUUUCAAUGCAGCAAGAAUAGCGCCUUCGAGGAUCGGGGUUGCAAGUCCGGAUUUCGUGCUGGAGGACUUCAAGUUUAAGACGACCCCCACAUAA
Molecule: messenger RNA, 360 nt
Organism: Cladophialophora immunda
Lineage: Eukaryota; Fungi; Ascomycota; Eurotiomycetes; Chaetothyriales; Herpotrichiellaceae
Exons: 2
Coding region: 1-360 (119 amino acids)
Source: RefSeq, a predicted model, not a curated record